Molecule: messenger RNA, 1515 nt
Organism: Cokeromyces recurvatus
Lineage: Eukaryota; Fungi; Mucoromycota; Mucoromycetes; Mucorales; Mucoraceae
Product: pyridoxal phosphate-dependent transferase
Exons: 3
Coding region: 127-1440 (437 amino acids)
Molecular function (GO): identical protein binding; transaminase activity; pyridoxal phosphate binding
Source: RefSeq, a predicted model, not a curated record
GGAAAAAAGAUAAAAAAUGACUAUUCGGAAUACAACGUAUAAUUCUCUCUCUAUCUUUUCUUUCUUUCUUUCUUUCUUCCUUUUCUUCUCUUUUCUUUUCUUUAAUUCGUAAUAUUUAUUUAUAAAAUGGCUUCAGCUUCAAAACUUGCAGAAUUUGGCAAGAAGCAUAUUGCUCGUGGUAUAGGUAGAUCUACAGAGCUUGUGAUUGAAAAGGGAAAGGGUACUUUUGUUUGGACUGUAGAUGGAAAAAAGUAUCUCGACCUUACUACUGGUAUUGGCGUCACAAGUACAGGACAUUGUCAUCCUACUGUUGUUAAAGCUGUUCAGGAACAAGCUGGUCAAUUAACACAUGGACAAGUCAAUAUUUUUUAUCAAAGACCGAUGCUCGAGCUUAUUGACAAAUUAAUACCCAAAAUGCCUUCUUCUAAACUUGAUACUUUCUUUUUUUGGAAUUCUGGUUCUGAGGCAGUAGAGGCAGCGAUUAAAGUAGCACGUCAUGCGACAAAGAAACAAAAUAUCAUUGUAUUUCAAGGAUCUUAUCAUGGACGUACAUUUGGUACGAUGGCUUUAACAACAUCAAAGACAGUUUAUAGUGCAGGUUUUGCACCUUUAAUGCCAGGUGUUCAUGUAGCUCCUUAUCCUUAUUUCCAACAAUGGGCAGUUCAUCAAGCAGAUCCUGAAAAGUUUACACCAGAAUGGUGUGGUGAAGAAGCACUUCAUCAGCUUGAACUUUUAUUAAAGCAACGUUCUGAUCCUAGAGAUACAGCAGCUAUUUUAGUUGAACCUAUCCAAGGUGAAGGUGGUUAUGUUGUACCCCCUAAAAACUUUUUAAUUGGUUUAAGACGCAUUUGUGAUAAGCAUGGUAUUCUAUUAAUUUGUGAUGAAGUUCAGUCAGGAUUUGGUCGAACUGGUAAAAUGUUUGCUGUUGAACACUUUGAUAUAGUUCCAGAUAUCAUGGUAAUGGCUAAAGGUAUUGCAUCUGGUUAUCCACUCUCGGCUAUUGUAAGUCGUAAAGAAAUUAUGGACCUUCAACCUCCAGGAUCAAUGGGAGGUACCUAUUCAGGUAAUGUCAUCGCUUGUGCAGCAGCAAAGGCAACACUUGAUGUAUUUAAUGAAGAGAAUCUGCUAGCAAAUUGUAAUGCACGUUCAGAACAAUUCUUCAAGGGUUUGAAAGAAAAGAUCCCCGAACUUUUGCCAGAGGGGGUGAAGGUUGAUAUUCGCGGUAAGGGUCUGAUGAUUGGUAUUGAAUUUAUGGGUGUCCCUUAUGGAUUUGCAAGUAAAGUAGCUGCUGAAGCAUUGAAAUUGGAUACAAUUAUCUUGACUACCUCUAUUUAUGAAACUCUUCGAUUAAUUCCUCCACUUAAUAUUACUAAAGAAGAAGUAGAUCUUGCUAUUGAGAAAGUAGUUUCAAGUAUAGCUGUUGCUAUUAAAAAUCUUUAAAUAACCGUAUAUCCGGCCAAUAAAAGUAUAUUACUUUAUUUUCUAUCAUUUGAUUUGUAUUACAAACAAUAUAUA